UUCUCUCUUAUUAUAUUUGUUCUUGUUGUGGUUUUUAUUCAAUCAUUGUUUUGACAAAGUUCUUUUUUAGUAAUGUAUUUUUUAGAAACCAACUUAGUUACAUAGAGUACAUUUAAGUAUGAAUUGACUUGUAGUCUACUUGUGACGGACUAGUAAUUACUUUUACGUUUAUUUUUUUCAUUGUUCUCUCUGCGUAAUUUCUGAUUUCUUGAUAAAUAUUGUAAUAAAUAAUAUCCUAAUGUCCAUGAGGAAUCACUGCUAAGAAUAUGGAGGGGCUGACUCAAAAUGAGAAGAUAAUAUGGUCGUGUUGGGAUGAAAAAUCACCACGGGAUGUUGCAAGAGAAGCUGCCGCGAAAGGCACCCAUAUCAACUUGGCGAUUAAGUAUCUAAUGGAAAAAAAUGUUUGGAAUGAGAUUACAGCUAAAGAUUGGUUCAUGGCGGAGGUCAAAGCAUGGACAGUCCAACUUCUGAUGAGAAAACAGAUAUUCAAAGUACUUCAUAUUUUAAACAAAGUGCAGGUAAAUCCUGAAGAACACUUAAUGACAUUAGCUCAAACUUCUGCCCAGAUUCAGUAUAGAGAUUUUAUAGUUGAACAUAUAGAAAAACUAUCAAAAGAUAUAUUACCAGAAAAUAUUAAUAAGUGGGAAGACUUUAAACGACACUGGAAUUUAUUGAGAUAUUUGGAGAAAUCAUUUGAGGUUGAUGGUACAUUUAAACAAAAUAAAGUUUUUGGUACCGGUACAGACAGAAUAAUAGUCAAUGAGAGUGAAAUCAAAGCUUUGACAAUAGAGAAUAUAGAGAAGUAUCCUGCAAAUUGGAAAAGUAAAAUUUCUACUACUCUUUUCUUUGAUACCUUUGAGUUUUCACUGUUAGACUUCUCGUCUCCUCUUGAAGUUUGGAAUUAUUUGGUAGAACAUAAUAAAGCUAUGGUCCUUGUUCGAUGGAUUAAUGUACAGACUUCAGAAGUGGUCCGUGACAUGAAUGCGCGCUAUAAUUUCUUCAACAAUGACAAUUUUUCAACAAGAAUGCUUAAUGUUGAUACUAAAGGGUUUGACAGUCAAGUACUUGAGAGAUUAGACAAAAUCUUUCGUAAUUGGCCUAUUAAUAAUGAAAUGAUAAACAGUGUUUCUAAAAGUAAUUGUUAUCCAUAUACAAAAAUGUGUAUUUAUGAUACAUUAUGCUCAUAUGGAAUUGUGAAUGAUGAUGAACGUAACAAUUUGUACCAAAUGAUAUCUAGAUUAGCCCGUACGGAGAAUUUAAGACUCAUAGAAGACAUUUUUACAGAAUCAUGUUCUACAGUAACCAAACAGCAAUUUUAUGUUGAACUUGCAAAAUACUGUGUGAAAAACAAGUUGUAUAAGGUACUCACAAUGUGUGUCGAAGGAAACAUAUUAGAUACAGAUCUGUCAGAUGUUGAACAGAAUGCUAAAGAUUGUAUUGAACUAUGGUUAUUAUUCAAAAGUAUUGAACAAACUUCAGAUCGACAGAGUCAUGUACUGCCAGUUUAUAAAACUUGCCAACAAAUAGCUAAAUCUGAUAUUGACGAAUACAUUUCGUCAAAUCCACAUUUAGUUCUUGGUAUGAUUUUACUAGAGGACAAUGCAAAAUUAUUUGAUAUAUUUUCUAAAGAUGAUUUUUUGCAAUUCAAGGAUUUUAAAUUGCCAAAUAAAAAAUAUAAAGAUAAACUUCCCCAUUUGCAUAAUGUUUUUAAGAAAUUUAAUGAUGAGAAUCAAACAUUUGAUAUAAAGGAUGUUAACGUUUAUCAAUUGCUUUCCGGUUACCGAGGUUUAGACGUGUCAAAAAUAUUUGAAUUUCAAUUAAUGAAUCAAAAUACCAAAAGUCUCAUCUCUGACAAACCUGAUAGGCGGAGUCUGGGCAGUCUAUUAUCUGAUGACAUUGAUGUCAAUGCAACUAGUAUAAAAACAUUAUCUCAAAGACCCAUAGAUAUGCCAGACUUUGCAAAUGAAAAGCUUAUGAAGAGAUAUGGGUAUGUUGCAAAAUUAAAUCAUGUAUACUAUUUAAAACAAUAUCGCCCUUGUAAUGCAAGUCAGGCGUUUGUCUCUCAGCAAUAUUCAACAUACAAUCGUCUUCAGGAUAAGAGUAUUAAAAGCGCUUGCUGUGAAGCGCACGCGUUGGCUUUACAGAACUGGUCUGAUCCCGCCAUGGCCGCCUGCGCGAUAUCUUUUGUUGCCAUGAUUGGUUGUAAUCCGACACGUUGUAGGGUUCACAUGUCUGCCGCUAAAAUGAUAAAAAACCACUUAACUUCAUACAAAGGUGCAUCGGAAGACAAGGCGAAUAGCAUUGUCAAUGAGUAUAUGUCCAAGCUGAUUCAGAGUAACGAAGACGUCGCACGUGAUAUACUACGCCACCUUGAAGAAAUAACGAUGUAUAAGUUGCGAAAACAACAAAGUACUGAUGGCAAAAUUGAUAUGGCUACAGUUUUGUAUGAAUCCCAAUCAAUGGUGAAAUUUGCUUUUUUACAUGGUUUGCCUCUGCCAGAGAUGCUAUUGAGGGAAUUCGUUAAAACUAACUCUUGGUUCAAUUUCCUCCUAUUUGGCGACGUAUUUCGGUACCCACUUCAUCAGAUGUUGCAAUUAUCGCAGGAAUUUGAAAAUAAAUCGUAUUCAGAGCACUUAAAAUAUAUAAUGCUUCACAAGAAUUUGGACGAUGGAUCUGAGAGAGAUAAUAAAUCUAGUUCCAGUAAUGGACAAAGAAGAACGUCCAGACUGAAUUCUACAGAUUCGAGCCCGUCGCAGGCGGUCGGCGGCGGCGGCGGCGGCGGCGGGUGGUGGCGGUGGGAGCGGGCGGCGGGCGGCGAGCUGUGGGAGGCGGCGGCGGCGUGCCACGGGCCCGAGGACCCGCCCGCCGCGCUGCUGCGGGCCGCGCGCCGCCGCCGGGAGCCGCUGCUGGCGCUCGUCGCCGGCUGCUACGAGCCAAACGCUGUGGAUGUGCUUUGGGUGCAAUGGGUGUUAUCAUCCAUUGGGUCAACUGAGCAAGAACUAAUAUUCUCGGAUACGUCACAAGAGGUCCCCGCUGAACAAUUUCAGCGUGUGGCCGAACUCUGCCUGCGGGAAGGCUACAUAUCCACCUUACAUGAAUCUAUGCUUAUAUUCAUGCCAGAAAGUCCUCUUGCACUACUAACAUCAUUCCUUCUUCGAUGUAUCCGCCAACGUAAUUUCGACUCUGAUACCGUGAAAAUACUGACCAGUUUUCUACAGCACUGUCAGCGCAAAUACAGCAAUGAUAAAUCUGGUCUUGGUUGGCAACUAUCAAAAGAUGCACUACAAAGAGUCGCCGUAUCUCUAGUCAAAAUAGCCCUCAGUCAGUGCUUUGAUAGUGCAUUCCAUCAAAGAGAGUUUUUAAGAUGUUUGUCCAUAGCGCAAUUUGACAAAGGGUUUACAGUGCCAACUCCGAAUUUCGGUGUUCUAUACGAAAUACUUCAAAUAUCUAUGGAAACGUCGUCGGUUGUGAACAUAUCUAAAAUGAUGCAAUCCGAUGCCGAACAAUAUUUAUCGGAGUGUGUCGAGAUGUACACUAACGAUCGCAGCUACGACGUCGCUCUCAAAAUAGCCAAGCUUGGUAACUUGCCUGUGAACAACAUAUUGAAAGCCGAAUGGACCAAUAAAUACGAAACAAUGCUCUCAAACGAAGAGUUAACUUUAGAUGACAAACAUUAUACUCUUUAUAUUGCACAGUGCAGUGAAGCUUUUAAAAAGGCAUCUGUUUCUUUCCAAGAUUCCACAGAUUAUUUGAUCGCUUAUGCCGAGCACAUAACAGAUAGUGUUCAGAAAUUCUAUUCUUAUAGAAUAAUCAUGAGUUGGUUCGAAGAUAAUCUCGAGUAUGGUUGUAGAAGAGAGGAAAUAGAGCAUCGAAUGUGGGACGCAUAUUUCCAAAGUGAGGUACAAACAGAUAUAUUUCUCAACAGUUAUGAGAGCACUAUUCAUUUUGUAUUGAAUGGUCAGAAAGAUGCGACUCUUUCAAGGAAGAUUGGCUUAAUACAUAUGGAGAAACCUUUCUCUUCUACUCUGAGUGAGAUAGAGAUUGCAUCUGACGUUGGUAAUAUUGAGAAUGUAGUUUUGCUGGAUGAUUCCGACGCCGUCGAUAGCUGGAGGAGAGUUAUGAAUGAACUUCUCGAGAUGCGACUAUUGGUGGAUGCAUUCCGUUUAUCUGCUUUAUUUAAGACACAACCUGAAUUUAGAUACAGACCGCCAGCUUGUCCUGUACAGAUCAUACGGACCUGCCUGAAGUUGGCUGAAGGGUUGUGCACGCCAUACGAUCUGCCACAGGAGUUAAGAUUAGUGAUAUCGUCGCCGUUGCUUCAAAAUAAAUUAACAGUGUCGGGCACAUCAGAUGCGAGCUUCGAGGAGUUAGUGGUGAUCCAAGAGAAGCCGGACAGCUCCCCGGAGAGCUCCCACUUGGCGGCUCGCGAGGAGGCCGACCGGCUGGCCGCGUUGGACGCGCUCGCUCUCCGUUCCGCCCUUGUCCUUGCCAAGCAGAUCGCCAGUUACUUCCGUAUAGCGUUGCAAAUAGGGUGGGACUACAAAUCCGUGCUCAAGUAUCAAAGCCGUUCUCUCGAUUUCAUUAACUUAGUGAGUGGCAGAGCUCGUAUGUCACUAGCGAAUCUUGUAUUCAAGACAUUCAAUUUACCAACAAAGCAGAUUUCAGAAUUCCUUUGCCACGAGUUAGUAGCAGCCAUUAUUUCGCCCCACCUCGUCAAAACAUCAACAUUUAGACAAAAAGAACAUUUUCAAUAUACACUAUGGGGUUACUCUCUCAGUUCAGAUAUGGAAAUGUUUUUGAACCUGCGACCCGACGCUUGCAGUCAGAUCGGCCAGCUCAUUCUAGAUCACUUGGUAGCCUUCCAGAAGAUAUACAAAGCAACAGCCUCCACUUCGUUCCCUGAGAAUGCUGUAGAUGACAGUUGUAUGGACGUAGAAACGUUGAUCGAUGACGAAUAUCAGAAUAUAGAAAGCGAUGGAGUCGAAUCUGUGCUAACCGAGGAAGGAACUCUAAUGUCUGUUGAUACGGAGUCGAUUUUUUCCGUUUCGACGGUUUACACUGCUGGUAUACGCAUGUCGAGAGAGACUAGACGGAAUCUAUUCGAUGUUAUGACGAGGAGUAACGUGCAUAUACGUUAUGAAGUUAAAUCGAAUGUAAGGAAAGUGACCAAAGGCGCUAAACUCUCGUCGAAACAGGUGAACAUAAUAAGCAUAGAGCUGCUGGUGGUGGCUCACGAGUGCUUCUCGUGCGCGUGCGACACGGAGGGCGUGGCGGUGGCGCUGCGGUCUGCGCAGGCGCUGGCCGGCCGCCUGCUGCUGGCGCGCUCCUGGCGGCUCAUGGUGCGCCUGCUCACCGGCCUCGCGCGCUACCAAGAGUGCGCCUACAUCUUUCAGGCAUUACGCGAUCAUCAUCAGUUCGAGUUCCUCCUUGGGCAAUUCGACUACAUGCUUGGUCAACAGUCUGAUAAAAUCGCAGAAUUCAAACAAGGACUACUCGACUUUUUGAAAACACACUGCCCAGGAGAUACCGAGUCGUACAUAAUGGUUGCGCUACACUUCAACAUGUACGCCGAAGCAGCUAACGUUAAGAGGAAACAAGCUUUAGAUUUGAUCAAGGACUUGGAGAAGAUGGCAUUAGAUGGCGCUAGAGCGGCGUCGAAGAAACCCUUCAAGGCUCCUAUGUGGUUAUUAAUCCAUGACACUGUACCGACCAGGUCGUUACUAGAGACUGCAUUGAAUCAUUGUACGGAUGCAUCAGAGUUGUAUCUCCAGGGUGGAUGUAUGGGUUUCGCCGGUGAUAUGGCGACUUUAGCGCAACAAAUCGCCUUACAGAUGUCGAUAUUGAACGCUUCGCCAACGAGGCUUAUACUAAAUAGGAAAACGGAACUGCUGUACAAACUUGUCAGCGAGUACUUGACGUUUAUGGAGGGGCUGGUGAUGAUGUCAGGACGCGGCGGGGAGGCGUGGCGGGAAUUGGCGUACCGCCGCGCACUCACCAACGAUCAGGCUUUCCUGCGGGACAUGGCAGCGUAUCGACCAGACGUUGCGUUGCAGUUCCUUGCCAGGUACAAGUUAGAGAAGAACAAAACUGCUGUAUCUGAGGCCGCCAUGACUGAGCUCAACAAUCUUUGUAGAUGAUAUAAAUUAAAACAUUAAGAUCUCUUACUUCUGAUAUAAUGCUCAUUACUUUCCAGAAUUCUAAUAUAAAUAUAAUUAAGUAAUUUUCUAUUAUGCCAAAAAUUUUAUUAUAUUAUGUAAAAUGCUUCUUUGAUUAAAUUUUUAUAUACGAUAUUAAUCAAAUUAUAUUUAAACUAAAUCAUUAUUGUUUCGCUGUGAUAUGUAUAGUCAAUUGACUGAA
Messenger RNA from Achroia grisella, 6357 nucleotides. RefSeq lists its product as uncharacterized. Gene Ontology annotation, cellular component: synapse; dendrite; cytoplasm. The record is from RefSeq and is a predicted model, not a curated record. Bases 267 to 6137 code for a protein of 1956 amino acids. The transcript has 14 exons. Lineage: Eukaryota; Metazoa; Arthropoda; Insecta; Lepidoptera; Pyralidae. Gene Ontology annotation, biological process: axo-dendritic transport; chemical synaptic transmission; axon extension.